UGUAGCGUCCAGAUUUGGCCACUUUGCAAUUUUACUCAAUUACUUGAUGAUGCCAACGGAGGGCACGAACUAGCAUUGAGACAACUUUUUCAAAUAGCUGACGCAGUAUUACACAAAACUGCAUAAUUUUUUCACUUCUAUUAGUCUGUCGAUAAGAUAUUCGGGUUUAAAUUAACUAUUUCCCAAGUCUAACAAUGGAUAUGGAAGCUAUUAUAGGCCACUACGAGGACUUUCUGCGCAAGUGGAUUAGCGAUACUUUUACGCUAGAAGAAAUCGCGACACUGUACGGCAAAAAUAAUCUGCAGGAAAAAUUUCAACGUGAAAAAUUGGAUAGAGCACGCCAUGUUACAUCCUACACUGAUGAAAAAGAUGACGACACUGACAUGCGUGUUUUAAGCAACCGCUUGGAAAGUUUUGGUCGAUGGCCAUUGGCGUUUCUGGCCCCAUCAGCGCUAGCAGAGACAGGGUCUUAUCACACCGGAAUCAAGGAUCGUGUCUGUUGCGCAUUCUGUAAUGGCGUGUUGGCACAGUGGGCUGUUGGAGACAAUCCAGCAUACGAGCACCGUCACCAUUUCCCGACCUGUGCCAUGUCGCAAAAAGCAUGUACAAAGCCUGUCGCGCAAAUUGUUUUUACAAGAACCUAUCGCCGAAGAAUACCAGGAAACACUUGUAUAUGUCCCGACAAUGGCCGAAUAUGAGGAUCGUUGCAACACAUUUCUCACUUGGCCAAGAGACAGCCCGCUAAACCCACAAAAUCUAGCUGCAUCAGGUCUGUUUUACACGGGCCACAACGAUCGCGUACAAUGCUUUUACUGUGGCCAGAAGAUCGAGCGUUGGACAGUGCAAGAUAAUCCCUUGGAUGAACAUUAUAAGUGGUCUCCAGAAUAUAAUUGUACUCCUAGGAAAAAGAGAAAGCGCGAAGGUUACGAUCAGCUCAUCAAACAGCUCAGCGAAUCGCAGCGCAGAGACGACGAACUAGCGGCCGAAACGUCGAAUGUCCUGAAAAGUUUCUUCGGAGAACAAAGCACGCAAGGAAAAAAGAUUUCUACUACGGAGGAACUGUUUUGUGACUUCGUCUUGAGUACUCUGAAUUCUACUACUGCCGAGCAGAAGGAGCGCAUCAAAAAAGGCAUUCAGAAUGUUAUUGCGAAAGAGCUACUCAACAACGAAAGCAGUACUGAACGCACAGGAAAAAGUAUUUGUUAAGUCGUGUGGAGUGAUUUUUGUACAAAACUUGUGUACGUAACAUAUUCCUGUUAGUUGCUUUUAUUGAACACCUGCACAUGCAAUUUACAGAGAGCGAGUAUUUUGAGGAACGGUGGGCACAAGAAUCUUAAGAUACAGAAAGAAAUUGUAUUGGAACGGAACUCAAUCGCGAUAACUUUUAAUGCGACUUUGUAAAUUUACAUUAUGUUGCAUAUCCUUUUAGUAAAAUAAGGCAUUUGUACAAGCGGAUACGACAGACUGAUGAAAUUGUUCGUUGUUGUGUGAAUUCUUUUUACUUGUCUGUUCUCCGCCAUUGCGCUUAUUGUCGGUAUUAUUACUAUACAAUCUAAACCGGAAUAUGCCGUAUUACAAUUUGUUA
This is a messenger RNA of Paramacrobiotus metropolitanus, 1585 nucleotides long. Its product is annotated as baculoviral IAP repeat-containing protein 2-like. NCBI's taxonomy places the organism in Eukaryota, Metazoa, Tardigrada, Eutardigrada, Parachela, Macrobiotidae. The transcript has 3 exons. Gene Ontology annotation, cellular component: cytoplasm; spindle microtubule; nucleus. The record is from RefSeq and is a predicted model, not a curated record. Gene Ontology annotation, biological process: regulation of cell cycle. The coding region runs from base 514 to 1206 and encodes 230 amino acids.